CAAAAGCGUAGCUCAGCCCCGGUCGCUGUUUGAUGACGCUAAUAUCGAAGUUGUGCGGCUCGGGCCGAUGAUGGGGGAAGAGAGUAAAGUGGGAGAGGUGGUGUUUAGGCGAGGCUGCGGACAGAGUGAUGAUUCGGAUAUCUGGGAUGAUACGGCGCUGAUAAAAGCCUAUGACAAGGCGGUGACCUCGUUCAAAAAUGCCUUGAAGAAUGGUGAAUAUAUUCAGCCAUAUACCAAGGAGUGCAGUGGAACUGGAACAAAACAGAAGCACAAAAAAAACAAAAACAGGAAGAAGAGCACUGUGCACCUGGAUAGAAAGUGGCGGGUUGGUGAUACUUGUAAUGCAGUGUGGUCUGAAGAUGGCAACGUGUACUCAGCCACUAUUCAGUCUGUUAACGAAAAGCAAGGAACAUGCGUUGUGAUGUACAUUGGCUAUGGAAAUGAAGAGGAGCAGAAUCUGACAGAGCUGGUUCCAGCUGAUAGCUCUGAAGCAGAGAAUGAGAAUCCUAAACAGAAAAAUGGGUUUGGCCAGCAAUCGACGGAUGAAAGUGAUGCUGUUUCACCUGUCUAUAAAUCUCGCCAGUCAAAUGAAGCCAAAUUAAAAUCACCAAUGGAUCAGUCUACCUGGAACCACUGUCUUCCUCCUGAACCACCACAAAUGUCAGGAUUUGGCUUCCCUGGUGCGAAGUUUCAUGGCCCACCACCUUUCCUACCUGGUUGGUUACCAACAGUUCCAGCCGGACCACCGUUAAUUCCUCCUCCACCUCCAAUGGGUCCAGAUUCAACUGAUGAGGAUGAUGAAGCUUUAGGAAGCAUGCUAAUAGCAUGGUACAUGAGUGGCUAUCACACUGGUUAUUAUUUGGGUCUCAAGCAAGGGCGAAUGGAAGGGGGCAUGGGGAAGAGUCCCCGUUCUUAGUUUGUCAGAAUGGUGAAUGUUUCUCUCCCAAGGAGAGGAGUGCAAUGUUUUUGCAAUGGAUUAUGUUUAAAAUGUUACUGGUAUCUGUAUGAAUAAGCCAUUAGUACAUUUUUGGGGAUCCUUGGGAUUGAAUAUCUGCUUUGUAUUAAAUAGUGAAUAAAAAAUUCUUUUGUUUCA
This is a messenger RNA of Carcharodon carcharias (great white shark), 1093 nucleotides long. It is a transcript of the gene smn1, whose product is annotated as survival of motor neuron 1, telomeric. Lineage: Eukaryota; Metazoa; Chordata; Chondrichthyes; Lamniformes; Lamnidae. Bases 68 to 916 code for a protein of 282 amino acids. The transcript has 9 exons. Gene Ontology annotation, cellular component: cytoplasm; nucleus. The record is from RefSeq and is a predicted model, not a curated record. Gene Ontology annotation, molecular function: RNA binding. Gene Ontology annotation, biological process: mRNA processing.